AUGAAAUUAAGCAACACUCCUCAACCUAAAAUAUCAAGACUUGAUGACUCAACAUCUACAGAUAUUCAUAAUAUGUGUUAUAGUAGAGUCAACAUACUUACUAAUGAAGUAGAAAAACUUACUGAUGUACUUGGAACAGCCUCAUAAGAAAUGGAAGUUCUCAAGGAACAUAAUAGAGAUUUAUAAAAUUAAUUAUAAGAAAUGGAGUAAUCUAAUUAAAUUGUAAGUUUAUAUAAUAUAUUUAGUUAAAUUAAGAAUAUGAUAAUUUAUGUGAUAGAUUAAAGUAGAAAAGUAUUGAGUCUGAAGAAUAUGCAUUUUAAGUUUAAAAAUUAACUCUUCAGAAAUAAGUAUAUUUUUUAAUAAUAUCAAAGGAACUUAGUCAAAAUCUCAAUAAAGUCUUAAAUGAAUUAGAAUAGACUAAUUAAAUUAUUGAAAUAAAAGAUUAAGAAAUUUAAGCAGGCAAACAAUAAUUUAUAACAAAAACAGAAGAAUUAUAAUAAAGUUUAUAAUAAACCUAUCAUUUGGAUUAAGCUUUAAGAGUAGUUAAGGAAGAGAAAUUAAAAUAUAUUUAUGAGUAUUAAUAACUCUAAAAAGUUCUUAAAGAAUAAGCAGAUUAAAUAAAUGAAUUAUUAGAAAUUAAAAAUGCUUAUGAAUUAUUAAAAAUAGACUUAGAUGUUCUUAGAGUCAAUUAUUCAAAUUUAUUGAAUUAAAAAUUAUAAGAAAAAUAAGAGUUAGAAGCUUAAAUUGAUGUAUUACGUGACAUGCAUGGUUAUACUGUAGAAGAUGCUGAGAUGAAAUUUGCUGUAAAAUUUAUAUAAUAUUAUUAGAAUUAAAUCAAAUAAGAAAUUGAUAAUUAUAAAUAAUUAUAUGAUGAAUAAUAUAAGGCUGAAAGAAUGAAUUAUGAAUCAAUUAUUGAUUAAUUGAAAAAUUAAGUGAAUACUUUAUAAUUGUAAUUAUAAAAUGCAGAAUUAUUGAUAAAUACUCAUAAAUAAAAUUUAAUGAACCAAACGUAAUUAACCAUGUUUGAAAAAAAUAAUUAAGUGAGUGAGUUGAGAGCCUAGAAUUUUGUACUUUAAGAAUCAUUAAGAACAAUGAAUAGAGAAUUGAAUGAAUUGAAAUAAUAAAUGGAAAGUGGUAACAUUAUAAGAUUUGAUGAUGAUGUUAGAAAAUAGAUAGAAUAUAAAUUAGAUUUAUGUUAAUAGAUGUAAAAGGAAAGGGAUGAAUUAAAAAAAGAAAAUGAAUAAUUAAAAAGAGAGAAUAGAUUAUUAAAAGAAAAUAAUGAAUUGAUGUCUCAAUAAAUGCAACAAUAAUCAAAUAUUAGUUAAUUACCUUAAUCGAUAAUGAUUAGUUAAGUUUAACCUUAAGGUAAUUAAAUUUUAUUAUAAAUUAAGGUAUUCCUUCAAAUUAAAAGAUAACUGAUAAUGAGAAAAUUAAAUAUUUACUAAAAGCCGUUGACCAAUUAUAAAAUGCAAUAAAAGAUAGAGAUUUAGAAAUUAAUAAAUUAUCACACCUUGCUAGUACUAAUGCAGGUCUGUCUUAAUUAGUGAAUAAACCUAGGUCAUAAAUAAGAUUUUAUCAUUUAAACACAGACGAUAUGACUUCAUUUGAUAAAUAAUAAUGA
This is a messenger RNA of Paramecium primaurelia, 1621 nucleotides long. The record is from the annotation of a GenBank genome assembly. NCBI's taxonomy places the organism in Eukaryota, Ciliophora, Oligohymenophorea, Peniculida, Parameciidae.